Messenger RNA from Entamoeba histolytica HM-1:IMSS, 1233 nucleotides. Its product is annotated as protein kinase domain containing protein. Gene Ontology annotation, cellular component: cytoplasm; nucleus. The record is from RefSeq and is a predicted model, not a curated record. Gene Ontology annotation, biological process: mitotic cell cycle; protein phosphorylation; intracellular signal transduction. Gene Ontology annotation, molecular function: histone H3T3 kinase activity; ATP binding. NCBI's taxonomy places the organism in Eukaryota, Evosea, Mastigamoebida, Endamoebidae. The transcript is spliced from 2 exons. The coding region runs from base 1 to 1233 and encodes 410 amino acids.
AUGUCAACUUCACGAAGAACCGUUUCACAACUCUUUGACAUACCAGAAACUUCAUACAUACAAAAUGAUGAAAUUAGUAUUGGAAAUGAAAUAGCACAUGGAAAAUUUGGAACUGUUUUUGUUGCUGAAGUUAAAAAAGAGUUUGACAUUCCUCGUGUAUCUCUUAGACCUUCUCUUCAACCACCACUUCGUCAGUCACUUUCAGUAAUUCAAGCACCACCACAACGACAACGUUCAAGACCAUCAAAUACUGUUUAUUUAUUUGAGAAAAGUAAAAUUGAAUCAGAAGGGUUUGAUGUUCCAUUAUCACGACAAAGUAUUGUAGCAAUGGAACGACAAAAUGGAGUACAACGAAAAAGAAGUCAACCAUUAAGCCCAAUUAAUACUGUAAGAACAUAUAACCAAAAAUUAUCUGUUUCUACGAAACCAGAAAAAGUUGCAAUGAAAACUCAAAUAAUUAAAAAACCUCGAGAUUUUCAAGAAACGUCAUAUGCUGAAUGUAGAAUAUUUAAAGCUUUAGCAAAAUUAAUGACAAAACGAUAUUGUAAUAAUUUUAUUUAUAUGUACCAAUGGUUUAAAUCAUUUGUAAAUGAAUCUGAACGUCAAGGAGAUUCAGAACAAAAAAUUUCAUUUAUUAUGGAAUAUGCGGAAAUGACAUUUGCGAAAAGAAAAUCAAUAUCAAAACGAGAAUUAUUUGAAAUGCAAGAAGUUAAAGAAAUAAUUUUUCAAGUUAUUUGGGCUUUAAUGAUUGGACAAAAAGAAUUAUCUUUCAUGCAUAAUGACUUACAUGCAAAUAAUAUAAUGAUAAACAAAGCAAAGAAAGAUCAUUAUUAUUUUAAUCCAUUUGAUAAUAGUGCAUGGAAAACCUCAAUUGCUGUAGUAAAAAUAUGUGAUUUUGGCUCUUCAAGAAUACAGGUUGAUGGAGAAAUAAUAGGAAAAGGUCAAGAAUUAUUUGAUGAAUAUGUUGAUCGUCUAAAAUUUUGUGAAUCAUUACAAGGAUUUAAUUACAUUCAAUCAAAAACUCUUAAUGAAGAUAAAAAAUUAUUAACAGAUUUUAAAAAAUAUUUAAAAAAUAUAAAAGGUACUUAUUGGGGAUUAGGUGAUUUACUUUACCAUCCUUUCUUUGAUUCUUUACGUGUUCAACCAAAAUUCACAAAAAGUAUGUCAGUAUAUAGCUAUAAAUUUGAACAUCCUUUAUGUCCUAAAACUGAUCUUCAAACCUCCAUUUUGUAA